AGAAUUGUCUGUCCAGAAAACAGAACCUAAGAUAUUGAUAACAUACAAUGCCAUAUGAAGGUCACUGCAUAUGCGGACGUAUCCGCGUGCUGCUGGAACAGCAACCUCCAAGCUCACUCGUUUGCCACUGUCGCAAUUGUAGUAGAUCGGGAGGUGGCUCCUCUAUAAACUACGUCCUCCACAAGGAGGAAAUCGCAAUCCAAGACCCCCAGUCCAGUCUAAAAGUGUACGUAGAUACGAACACAGUUAGUGGAAAUCACAUCCAGCGCAAAUUCUGCUCAAACUGCGGCAGUCCGAUUAUAACAGAGACGCCCAGCUUUCCGGGGAAGGCUAUUGUGAAGGCUUCUUUGUUUGAUGUCAUCUCUCGGCCUGAUGAGGAGGUGUUCACAGAUCGACGACAGGCAUGGGAGGAGCCCGUUGAGGGGGCAAAGCAGGAAUAGCGUCUUGUUAGGUUAGCGCGGUGGUGUUAGGUGUAGUGCUGGGGUUGAU
Messenger RNA from Aspergillus pseudonomiae, 489 nucleotides. RefSeq names its product GFA family protein. The record is from RefSeq and is a predicted model, not a curated record. The transcript has 5 exons. Bases 48 to 440 code for a protein of 130 amino acids. NCBI's taxonomy places the organism in Eukaryota, Fungi, Ascomycota, Eurotiomycetes, Eurotiales, Aspergillaceae. Gene Ontology annotation, molecular function: carbon-sulfur lyase activity.